Lacerta agilis (Sand lizard) is the source of this 4794-nucleotide messenger RNA. It is a transcript of the gene ERN1, whose product is annotated as endoplasmic reticulum to nucleus signaling 1. The transcript has 22 exons. Lineage: Eukaryota; Metazoa; Chordata; Lepidosauria; Squamata; Lacertidae. Gene Ontology annotation, biological process: IRE1-mediated unfolded protein response; intrinsic apoptotic signaling pathway in response to endoplasmic reticulum stress; protein phosphorylation. The coding region runs from base 127 to 3069 and encodes 980 amino acids. Gene Ontology annotation, cellular component: IRE1-TRAF2-ASK1 complex. The record is from RefSeq and is a predicted model, not a curated record. Gene Ontology annotation, molecular function: protein serine/threonine kinase activity; RNA endonuclease activity; ATP binding.
AGGCAGAGCGAGGCGAGGCUCCGCCUCCGGAGGAGGAAGGCCGGACACGCCGCAGUCAGGGGCGGCCCGAGAGGCUGCCGAGCCGGGCAGGCGCUGCACCGGGGCCCGGGAGCGGCGUCGAGAGCCAUGGCGCGUCGGGAGCGUGUGGCUGCGUACAGUGGGCUUCUCCGUCUGGGCGCUCUGUGGCUGCUGCUCUGGCUGGGGCCCCGGAACUGUAGUAACGCCAAUUCAGUGACCCUGCCAGAAACAUUGCUGUUCGUUUCAACUCUGGAUGGGAGUUUGCAUGCCGUUAGCAAGAGGACGGGGUCAAUCAAGUGGACUUUAAAAGAAGAUCCUGUACUUCAGGUGCCUCUACAUGUGGAAGAUCCUAGACCGGCCUUUCUUCCCGAUCCAAAUGAUGGAAGUCUGUACACGCUUGGUGGCAAGAAUAAUGAAGGCUUGACCAAACUGCCAUUCACCAUUCCCGAGCUAGUUCAAGCAUCUCCUUGCCGCAGUUCAGAUGGAAUUCUGUACAUGGGAAAGAAGCAAGACAGCUGGUAUGUGGUGGACCUCAUGACAGGGGAAAAACAGCAGACCUUAACUUCUUCAUUUGCCGAAAGCCUGUGUCCGUCUACAUCUCUCCUGUAUCUUGGUCGAACAGAGUAUACCAUCACCAUGUACGAUACCAAGAGUAAGGAGCUACGAUGGAACGCCACUUACUUUGACUACGCAGCCACCUUGCCUGAUGAAGACGUCCAAUAUAAAAUGUCCCACUUUGCAUCUAACGGAGACGGACUGGUGGUAACUGUGGACAGCGAGUCAGGCGACGUCUUGUGGAUCCAGAAUUACGGCUCCCCUGUCGUAGCCUUCUAUAUCUGGCAGCGGGAAGGAUUGUGGAAAGUGAUGCACACAAAUGUGGGCAUAGAAACCCUGCGCUAUCUCACCUUCAUGUCUGGCGAAGUUGGACGCAUCACUAAGUGGAAGUAUCCCUUUCCCAAAGAAACAGAGGCCAAAAGCAAAUUGAUGCCAACGCUCUACGUAGGGAAAUACUCUACGGGCUUGUAUGCAUCGCCAUCGAUGGUCCACGAAGGAGUGGCUAUUAUGCCCCGGGGAAGUCCCAUACCGCUGAUUGAGGGUCCCAAAACACACGGCGUAACAAUUGAAGAGUGUGUUAUCACCCCCAGUACAGAUCUGAAGUUUUCAUCCGGAUUUAAACAGAAGAACAGUUUGCGCUAUUUGAGGAAUCACUGGCUUUUAAUAGGGCACCACGAGACACCGUUAUCGGCCCCGACUAAGAUCCUAGAGAAGUUCCCAAGCAAUUUGCCAAAGCGGCACGAAAAUGUGAUCCCGGCGGAUUCGGACAAAGCUGCUUUUGAAGAGGCAAUCAAUAUGGGUGGCAGUUCCAGCAAGGACUUGCCUCCUCCCAUUUCGGAGAAUGCUGGAGAGACCCCCGGCCAGUCGCCACCUCGACCAGAGGCUCCCGUCGAUUCCAUUCUCAAGGACACGGCUACCGUCAUCCUGAGCACUUUCCUGCUUGUUGGCUGGAUAGCCUUUGUCAUCACAUAUCCAAUGAGUGUGCAUAAUCAGCAACAGCGACAACAUCAGCAAUUCCAGAAACAGCUGGAGGAGAAGAUUCAGCUGUUGCAGCAGCAGCCUUUCAAUCCUCCCAUUGACUUGCCCCCCGAGGCAGAAUUCCUGGAUGGCUCCUGCGUCAGGCCAGAGAGCUCGGCCACCAGCUCACCAAACAUGUCUCCAAAAGCAUCAAACCACUCCGCCUAUUCCAACGUCUCCGCUUCUGAUGUCGGGAGCUGCCUUUCCACUGAGCAAGAAGAAGAUGAAAACAUGGCCACUAUAGCGGUUGGAAAGAUUUCGUUCAACCCGAAGGAUGUGCUUGGACACGGAGCUGAGGGAACCAUUGUUUACAGGGGGACAUUUGACAAUCGAGAUGUUGCUGUGAAGAGAAUUCUCCCCGAAUGCUUCAGCUUCGCUGACCGGGAGGUGCAGCUGUUGCGGGAAUCCGAUGAACAUCCAAAUGUGAUCCGCUAUUUCUGCACGGAAAAGGACCGUCAGUUCCAAUACAUAGCCCUUGAGCUCUGUGCCGCGACUUUACAAGAGUAUGUGGAACAGAAGGACUUCAGUCAGCAUGGUUUGCAGCCGAUCACCCUCUUGCAACAGACAAUGUCUGGUCUUGCAUAUCUCCACUCUCUCAACAUUGUGCACAGAGACCUGAAGCCGCACAAUAUCCUCAUCUCCAUGCCCAAUGCCCACGGAAAGGUCAAAGCCAUGAUUUCCGACUUCGGCCUCUGCAAGAAGCUUGCAGUGGGCAGGCACAGUUUCAGCCGUCGGUCCGGGGUCCCAGGCACUGAAGGCUGGAUUGCUCCAGAGAUACUGAGCGAGGACUGCAAAGAGAACCCGACACACACAGUGGAUAUUUUUUCAGCUGGCUGUGUCUUCUACUACGUGAUCUCUGAAGGCAACCAUCCAUUUGGCAAAUCCCUGCAGCGGCAAGCCAACAUUUUGCUGGGUGCCUACAGCCUAGACUUCCUCAGUCUAGAGAAGCAUGAGGACAUAGUUGCUCGUGACUUGAUAGAGCAAAUGAUAAGUACAGAUGCUCAGAAGCGUCCUUCGGCUAACUGUGUACUAAAGCAUCCAUUUUUCUGGAGUUUGGAAAAGCAACUCCAGUUUUUCCAGGAUGUGAGUGAUCGAAUAGAAAAAGAAUCCUUGGAUGGUCCAAUAGUAAAGGAGCUAGAGAAAGGAGGCAGAGCAGUGGUGAACAUGGACUGGCGGGAGCACAUCACGGUCCCUCUGCAGACAGAUCUUCGAAGAUUCCGAUCCUAUAAAGGCGGCUCCGUAAGAGAUCUCCUGCGGGCAAUGAGAAACAAGAAACACCACUAUAGAGAACUUCCGCCCGAGGUGCAGGAGACCCUUGGUUCUGUCCCAGAUGACUUUGUACGUUACUUCACCUUGCGGUUCCCUCACCUCCUUCUGCACACCUACCAUGCUAUGCAAAUCUGCCGCCAGGAAAGACUGUUCCAGCCUUAUUAUAUGCAGGACUCAAGCAGCCACGUUCUUUCUGCAGAUGGUGUUUGAGAGCCGGAGACUCUUUGUUCUUUGCACAAACAGGGCUGUGAAACAGGCCUGUCCUUAGCAGGGUGACUUGAGGGGAUCAUCAGAGGGCUGAAAAUCCUCUUUGAGAGACCCGGACUUAUCAAACGUGCCUUGAACUCUCUGCCUGCUCUGACUCAGGAAAAAGAGGCUCCAGGUAGGAAUCCAAAGAAGAUGCAGAAACUUGCAGAAAGCUUUAUCCUACAGAAGUCGGGAGCAGUCGAAAGGAAACUCCUAAGAAGAAAAGUGAAGGGGAGUAUCUAAAACAGCUCAGCUUGGCAACAAGCAACAUUAUUCUGAAUGCCUACACUGUUUGCUCUUUACAUACUGGCAUUCAAGUCACUUUACUGCACAGAACAGUAAAAAGACAGACUGAAACCGUAACAUUGCCAAGCCCCUUACGGAUCUCAGGAAGGAGCCUUUUAAGUGUAGCACACCAUUUCCAGCCACUUUUGUUCCACUGCCAUGUUGUGCACUUGAAGCAACCAGGGACAUUGAUUUUUAAAGGGAAGUGGCAGAUUAAACAUGGCAGAUUCAGCAAAGAGGCUAGCCCUACAAAUACUAGUUUUAAAAUAGUUUUGUGUAGACAUGAAAUUAUCCUUGAAAUCGCCAACUGGAAGCAUCGGUCCAAAUACUAAUAGCUGACAAAGACAGAAGGAUUGGCAUGCCACGGUAUUACAAAAGCAGACAAAUCCAGAAACCUCUGGACCAAGGUUUGGCUUUGGCUAUAGUGCUGGAAAUCCCUAAUCCUUUUGGAGAAAUCCAUUCAGAUGUCAUUUCUGGUUUCUUUCCAAGAAUGUGACUAGCUUAAUAGUGUGAUUUAGAUGCAACAGUUGACACAGCUAGAAACGCUCCUUAAUUUUAUUUGUAAAUCUAAGAGAGCUGGCGGUUUUAAAAGGUACAGGAAAACCUGAGUGUUUUUUAAUUUUUUUAGAAACUCAGUCUCUUGGGAAGCUACAAAGAGAGAGAGAGAGAUCUGCUUCCCAUCUUGAAGGAUGCAGUUUCCCUUUUCAGUGUCCCUAAAAUGGUGAUGCACAUGGAAUGUGCAGAAAGCAUUAAGAAUUCCCACUGAUGUGCUCUCCAAUGUCAUAUUUGUAGUAUUCUUUUACCAAAAAUAUUUAUUUUACAUAUUUAUAUUUAUUUAAUUUUUACUUACAAAGUGGUACCACUUUGAAAUGGUACAAGUGUAAAGCAUGCCAAAUCUUUUUUAAAAUAAUAAAAAUAGUAAAAUCUGCUCUGGUGCAGUAAUCUUUUUUUAGGUUGACAUGGAAAAGGUAUGCUGCAUCUUUUCAACCAAGCAUAUUCAUUAGAUCAGGAUAAAAUGUUCUCUCACAUAAGGAAGUUUUUAAUCUGUGUGACUGUACUCUCUUAAAAUGAAUAAGUUAAUAACGGUUAAUUGUAUGAUUGGGCAUUGGUAUGGGUAUUUGGUUUUUUUGCUUUGUCUUUUGUCCUCAUCAUUUUUGGGCCUUACAUUACAGGGAAAUUGUUUUUUCUUUCUUUCUAGUUUUAUAAUGCAACAGCAGAUAUUAAGGUAAGAUAUGCAAAUAUGGACAUUACAGGAUGUGAAAGCUUGAAAAUGAUGGUAGUCUUAAUGUAACUUAAUUGAAAAAAUCAUAUUUCCUAUUUUUGUAGCUCUAUUGUACAGUACUUUUAUAUAUUUCUUCUAAAUAAGAAAUUUACACAAAAAUUAAAAGUAGAUUUUGAAACAGU